Pollicipes pollicipes is the source of this 3392-nucleotide messenger RNA. RefSeq names its product protein Gawky. Gene Ontology annotation, biological process: positive regulation of nuclear-transcribed mRNA poly(A) tail shortening; miRNA-mediated gene silencing by inhibition of translation. The coding region runs from base 1 to 2724 and encodes 907 amino acids. Gene Ontology annotation, cellular component: nucleoplasm; P-body. Gene Ontology annotation, molecular function: RNA binding. The record is from RefSeq and is a predicted model, not a curated record. The transcript is spliced from 17 exons. NCBI's taxonomy places the organism in Eukaryota, Metazoa, Arthropoda, Thecostraca, Pollicipedomorpha, Pollicipedidae.
AUGCGCGCCGCCAUCACGGCCACCGAGGGCUGGUCCAGCAGCCAGGUGAACCAGGACAGCAGCUGGGACAUGCCGGCCAGCCCUGAGCCGGCCGACAAGGAGCCACCCGGCAGCAUCGUGGCCUGGAAGCUGCCAGGCGUCAACAACGGUCUCGACGUGUGGCAGGUGACCGUGCGGAACGGCGGCGCGCCGGCCGUGAAGCCCGCCGAGGCCCAGUGGCCUCACCACAUCCCGCAGUCCAACAUUGGCGGUACCUGGGGCGAGGACGACGACAGCCAGGAGGAGUGGUCGGGCGCCAAGCCCUGGGACGGCCGCGGCGCACCCAACGGCGACGGAUGGGGUGCCAAGCCGCCGUCGCAGUGGGGCGGCCCGCCGCAGCACGGGCCCGGCAACUGGGGCGACGACCGCUCGCCGCCCAUGGCUCGCCGGCCCAUGGGCUUCGACGACUGGGGUCAGUCGGCUGGCCGUAGUGCCGGGGUGGUGGUGCCUGGCGUCGACCCGUGGGGCCGGCCGCCGCGCAACGGCUGGGGCGAGGCGCCGCCGGGCCCGGCCGGCUGGGACGACAAGUGGGCCGGCGACGGGCCGGCGCUGUGGGCCGGCAAGCCCAAGACCCCCACCGGGCCCGGCAUGCCCGGCGGAUGGGGCGAGCCCGACAUGGACUGGGCGUCCAAGGGCCGCGGCCCCGGCGUCGGCCACGCCAAGAACCCGAUGUACGACAAGGGCCGCUCGCUGCCGGACCACGGCUUCAAGCCGGAGGAUGUGGACCCGAUGCUGCGCGGCAACAUGAUGCUGACGCUGGAGGACGCCGUCGACCAGCUGCGCAUGGGCGGGCCCGGCGGCGACUGGCGCGCGCCCGACCACCCGCCCUUCGAGCCGGCCGGAUUUGCCCAGAUGCCGCCGCCGCACGUGCAGUACGGCGGCGUCCAGCUGCCGGCCGCCGCGGCUCCGAAUGCGGGCAACAUCAACCCGGCCGUGAUCCAGCAGCUGCUGCGUCAGCAGGCGCAGGGACAGCCGUCCCGCUUCCCCGGCCAGCCGCAGCCGCAGCCGUCGCCGCAGCAGCUGCGUCCUCUCAUCAACCAGAUCCAGAUGGCGGUGCACGCGGGCCAUCUGAACCCGGCCAUCCUGCAGCAGCCGAUGGGGCCGCAGACACUCAUCCUGCUCAACCAGCUGCUCAGCCAGAUCAAGCACAUGGACCAGCUGAGCCGCCAGGCGCACCUGACACGCGGCCACCAGGGCAACUCGCCGCACGUGCACACGCUCCAGAUGGAGAUCAUGCGCGUCAAGAGCAACAUCUCCAACAUCCAGAGCCAGAUCGCUAGCCAGCAGGCGCUGAUGCUGAAGCAGCAGCAGCUGCAGCUGGGGGCGGGCGCCGGCGGCGGGCCGCUGCUCUACAAGCAGGGUCCCAGCCACGGCGACCUGCACGGCCUGCCGACCAACCUGGGCGAACUGUCGCUGCGCGAGGGAGGCGGCCCCGGCGGCGGCGGCGGGCACAUGCCGCAGAGCCGACUCAGCCAGUGGAAGCUGCCCACCUCCGAUAAGCUGCUGCGCGGUGACGAGGAGUUCUCGCGCGCGCCCGGCUCGAGCAGCAAGACCGGCGGCUCCCCGCCGAUGUCGCUGAUGGCCGAGAGCGCCUGGUCGGCCAGCCGGGGCGGCCGCGACGGCGGCUGGCCCGAGGGCGGCGCGCCGGCCACGCCUGCCGCCGACCGCCAGGACAGCAAGGACGGCUGGCCCGACACGCCCGGCAGCGGCGGCGCCGCCGGCGGCGGGCACAACUUCGCCGACCUCGUGCCCGAGUUCGAGCCGGGCAAGCCCUGGAAGAUGAAGUCGGCCGAAGACGAUCCGUCGAUGACGCCGGGCGCCGCCGCCCGCUCGCCGCUGGGCCUGGCCGCGGCCGGCGGCGGCUCGCAGGACCUGCUGGCCAACAUGCAGCCCGGCAAGGCGUCGCCCACCAGCUCCAGCGGCGACACCUUUGGCAGCUCCACCUGGAGCUUCAACCCCAACAGCGGCAAGCCGGGCAUGGGCGGUGGCGGCGCCGGCAAGUGGGAUGGCACCGACUGGGGCUCCAAGUCGCGCGGCCCGCCGCCUGGGCUCAACAAGAGCGGCUGGGGCGGCGGCGGCGGCGGCGGCGGCGGCGGCGGCGCUCUGGGCCGCGGCGGCGCGCCCUUCGAUCAGCGCUCGGCCUUCGCUCAGGUGCAGGGCGGCGGCUGGAGCGGCGGCGGCGGCGGCGGCGGAGGUGGCGGCGGCUCUGCUUGGCUCCUGCUGCGCAAUCUCACCGCGCAGAUCGACGGCUCGACGCUGAAGACGCUGUGUAUGCAGCACGGCCCGCUGUACACGUUCCACAUGUACCUGAGCCAGGGCGUGGCGCUGGUCAAGUACAGCUCGCGGGAGGAGGCCGCCAAGGCCCAGGGCGCGCUUAACAACUGCGUGCUGAGCAACACGACCAUCAUGGCGGAGGCGGUGACGGACGAGUACGCCGGCCAGGUGCUGCAGCAGCUGGGGCUGCCCGGCGGCCAGCCGGCGCCGUCCAGCUCGGCCGGCCCGGGUGCCGGCCAGGCCGCUAAGGCGCCCGCCUCGGCCGCCUGGAGCGACAUGGGAGACCCCAUCGGUGGCAGUGGCAACAUGGCUUGGAGCAGCGGCACCGGCGGCAGCGGCGGCUCGCUGUGGGCGCCGCCCGUUCUGGAGGAGUCCGGCCGCGGCCCGUACCUGCCGGACGGCCUGCUCUAGACGGACACCCUGACAGGACCCGGUACACGACGGGAUGGGGAAUCACGGGAUCGUGCUUAUGGUUGGCUGUCCACCCGCUCAUCUGGCGUGACCUCGCCGGUCUGAUUGGCCAGAGGCCGCCGCGCCGGCGGUGGUUACGCGCCAGGCGCCGUGGCCACGCCCAACACUCAGUUACUUGGCGGAAAAUUCCUGUUUUGUUCCCGAUUAGGCGCGUCGGGAGUUUUGCGACGAGGAAGCUAUACAACCUAGGCUUAAGGGACGCCGUCCGCUAGCGUUUAAGACAAGUGUGGCCCGCACGCUUUUAGUAGAGUCUCCAUAAGUUUUAGCGGCGUCCCGGCCCGCACCAACGACCAAUCAGGUGGCGCGCGCGCGGUAGGCCCCGCCCGGCCGCCCGUUGUGAUCGCCAGCGGGCUUGUGAGGAGUGCCCCGCGACCCGCUGUGAUCGCCAGCGCGCCCGUGAGAAGCUCGCACCGACCGCUCUCAGCCCGGUCCGGCCGCCGCGCCGUCAUAUCACGCGUGCCAGGGCGUCUCCGAGCUCAGCUGCGGCGCCGCCGGCUCGAAUCCCGGCGGAGGCCGAAGUUUUUUGGGUGUGCUGUGUGAGACGUGCGCGAUCCGCCGGCCUGGCGCGCGAGCCGCCUCUGUCCGGGUGGGUGGGGGGAUCGGGUAGC